This is a messenger RNA of Amphiprion ocellaris (clown anemonefish), 4312 nucleotides long. It is a transcript of the gene sel1l, whose product is annotated as SEL1L adaptor subunit of ERAD E3 ubiquitin ligase. Lineage: Eukaryota; Metazoa; Chordata; Actinopteri; Pomacentridae. Bases 220 to 2652 code for a protein of 810 amino acids. The record is from RefSeq and is a predicted model, not a curated record. Gene Ontology annotation, biological process: ERAD pathway. Gene Ontology annotation, cellular component: endoplasmic reticulum membrane. The transcript is spliced from 22 exons. Gene Ontology annotation, molecular function: protein binding.
GCAAUCCGAGAAUAGGAAGUGUCGCUCAGUAGUAAGGGCUUAACAUGGGUAGCUACGUGUAGUAGUAUGUGGCUGAUAUAGAUGAAAGCUUUUGCAGUUCGUCUUUAAACGUGGAUGUUUUGUGCAAUAGUGUGUCUCCUCUGGAACUGGAUGUUUGGCGGCAGGAGUAGCAGCAGCUGCAGCUAGCACACUGUUAGCUUGUCAACAACAAUAACAACAAUGGGUUAUAAAAGGUGUUCGAAGAGGACGAGGACGUUUUGUUUUCUCACCAUCCUCCUCAUAGUCUUCAUUAAAGGAUUAACAGCUGAUGAAGAGCAGCACCGUAACGACGGAGCACAGUUAAAGUCCUACCACGAUCCAGACUCUGAGGAGGAAGAUGUUCGUCUGGCGUCAGAAAUCGCUGCAUCUGCUUCAGUGACCUCCGGACAUGAAGUUUCUCAGUCAGAUGAGGAAAAGCAAUCACCUGCUGAAGGACUGGAGGGGGAGGAAAAGGAGGACCUUCCUGACCAGCCUCCUCCUGUUGAAGAGAAACCUAAAGAAGUUCCUAUAGUAAAUGGAGGAACAGCCCACGGAGAGCCCUGCAUCUUCCCCUUCCUCUUCCAGGGUAAACAGUACCUGGACUGUACCACUGACGGACGAGGGGAUGGGCGACUUUGGUGCGCCACAACCUACGACUAUGACCAGGAUAAGAAGUGGGGCUUCUGUGAGACGGAGGAACAGGCGCAGCAGCGACUGCAGGCCGAGGAGGCCGAGGAACAAUAUCAAACCAUCCUACGAAUGCUCAACGCCACCACCAGGAAGGCUCAGAAAAAAGAAUUGUACGAGAAGCUGCUGAAAGUGGCGGUGAAAGGCCACCAGAAGGCCAUGGAGAAGGUGGCGUAUGCGAUGCUCUUCGGAGACUACAUGAACCAAAACAUCACCAAGGCCAAGGAGAUGUUCGAGAAGCUCGCCAUCGAAGGCUCGCCGAAAGCUCAGAUGGCUCUUGGAUUUCUGUAUGCAGCAGGACUUGGAGUUAACUCGAGUCAAGCAAAGGCUCUGGUUUACUACACUUUCAGUGCUCUGGGUGGAAACCUCGUGGCUCAUAUGAUUCUGGGAUACAGAUACUGGGGAGGUGUCGGAGUUCCCCAAAGCUGUGAGUCAGCGCUGACGCAUUACAGGCUGGUGUCUAAUCACGUGGCCAGCGAUGUUUCCCUGACAGGAGGCUCGGCGGUGCAGAGGAUCAGGCUGCUGGAUGAGGUGGAGAACCCGGGUUCUGCCAGCGGGAUGUUGGAGGAAGAUCUCAUCCAGUACUACCAGUUUCUAGCUGAGAAGGGAGACGUACAAGCUCAGGUGGGACUGGGACAGCUGCACCUGCAUGGAGGACGUGGAGUUGAACAGAACCACCAGAGGGCAUAUGACUACUUCACCCAGGCUGCAAAUGCAGGAAACACAAAUGCAAUGGCUUUCCUCGGCAAGAUGUAUUCAGAAGGCAGUGAGUUUCUACCUCAGAACAAUGAGACGGCGCUGCAGUACUUCAAGAAGGCUUCGGACUUGGGUAAUCCAGUGGGACAGAGCGGCCUGGGUAUGGCCUACCGGUAUGGAAGAGGCGUCCCAGUGAACUACGAGCUGGCUCUGAAAUACUUCCAGAAGGCAGCAGAGCAGGGCUGGGUGGACGGACAGCUGCAGCUGGGCACCAUGUAUUACAAUGGCAUCGGGGUGAAGCGUGAUUACAAACAGGCGCUGAAAUUCUUCAACCUGGCCUCACAGUCCGGUCACAUCCUGGCCUUCUACAACCUGGCCCAGAUGCACGCUACCGGUACCGGAGUGAUGCGCUCCUGCCACACUGCAGUGGAGCUUUUUAAGAACGUGUGUGAGCGUGGUCGCUGGUCGGAGCGUCUGAUGACUGCGUACAGCAGCUUUAAGGAAGGCGAGAUGGACGCCGCUCUGAUUCAGUAUCUGCUGCUGGCUGAACAGGGAUACGAGGUGGCUCAGAGCAACGUGGCCUUCGUUCUGGACCAGAAAGGUGCAAAGAUCUUCAGUGAGAAUGAGACGUAUCCUCGAGCGUUGCUGCACUGGACGAGAGCUGCAGCUCAAGGUUACACUGUGGCGAGGAUAAAGCUCGGGGACUACCACUUCUACGGCUACGGAACAGAUGUGGACUAUGAGACAGCUGUGAUCCACUACAGACUGGCAUCAGAGCAGCAGCACAGCGCCCAGGCCAUGUUCAACCUGGGCUACAUGCACGAGAAAGGCCUCGGCAUCAAGCAGGACAUACAUUUAGCCAAGCGUUUCUAUGACAUGGCGGCUGAAGCCAGUCCCGAUGCCCAGGUGCCAGUUUUCUUGGCGCUCUGCAAGCUGGGCCUGAUUUACACUCUGCAGUACCUGCAGGAUCUUAAUCUGAAGGAGCUGAUCUCUCAGGUGGACCUGGACCAGCUCCUGGGCCCAGAGUGGGACCUCUACCUCAUGACGGUCAUCGCCCUGCUGCUCGGCACCGUCAUCGCCUACCGUCAGCGCCAGCACCAAAUCAUAGUGCCACCUCGCCCUCCCGCCCCGGCCCCGGCCCCGGCCCCGGCCCCGGCCCCGGCGCCUCCUCCACGACCUCCUCAGGAGCAGCCGCCAGCCCCGGCAGAACCACGGGACGAAACCCCGGCUCCGGAAGAGGAGGAGCAGUGAGGGAGCAGGAAAGGACAGACGAGAGGCCGAAACCCUCUCCACAUGCUCAGAUAGACUCGACUGGCUGCCCAACUGCUCGGUCUCCUUCCUCCAUCUGAAAUGUGCUGGAGAGUCGGCGGCGGGGGUGUUAACACUACAGAACAGAGUGUUGAGAGGAUAAAACAGGCUUCGGACUUGUUAGUCUGUGACUCAGGAUACUUCCAGAAGCCCCCGUGUCCUCUCUAUGGAAAUAGUCUGCCAGAUCAAAAGGCAGUUUGACUCAUUAGCAAGAUGGAAUCUGAUAUGUGCUUUAGUUUCUUCUCACUCUCCCCCUUUUUAUUUUAUUUUCUCACUCAGUCGGACUGCUUCAAUCCUUAACUUUGUGCAGUAUUUAGAAAAAAAAGGAAGGAAAAUGUGAACGAAAGUAAUUUAAUUUUCUAGAAAUCAUGAUUCUGCAUGUUUUCUCAGAUUUUUUUUUUCUUCAGUUUAGGCGCCUUUUUUUUCAUUGAGUGAACAAAUUUUCAUUUUUGCUUUGCGUUUUUCGCAUCCAUUUGUUUAGUUCAGCAGUGCUAAAAUAUACUGCAGCCAUGUUCUAUCAUCGCUUUCAGAACAAGACACUAGAGAAGCAAGUUGACGUUUGUUUUUGUUCCUAAAAAGGGGUCGACCGAAACAAAUUAUUAGUAGUAAAGGGCAUUAAGAACUGAUAUUUGGAGUGAAAAUGAAAAUUUUGUUGUCAAAAUUAAGAAUAAUACAAAAUUUUGUCGACAUGUCUUUGUUUUUUCAUGUUCGUGGCUGCAUUCAAGCCAAAGUAGCAUAUUUUAAACGAAUUUACUUGAAUUGAAAUCAGUAAAAACGUACAUAAAAUUGGAAAAAUGCUCAUCCAAUAAUCAGUUGACCCCUCGUUUCUAACUCGUUUGGGUAAAACUGAGCCGUCACAGAAUCCCAUAUCCGUCUUGUGCCGUGUGAAAAUGGUAAAAGCAGAGAUCAUAGGCUUUUAAAAUUCAUUUUACAGAGCAAGUGAGCAAGAAAAUUGACAGUGCAGUGAAAGAAAAGCGGAGGAGAGUCUGUUUUGAAGCUGCACUGUACAUCGGUGUGCACAUUUUUUUGACUUCUCGCUCGAUAGUUCUAGUUCGCUGAGCCAACUGUUGAAAAUGGAGUAGCACCUCAGACUGGAUUGUUUCUACAUUAGAUGCCGUGUGGAUACUUUUUUUUUUUUUUUUUUUUAUUCUUGUAUUUGGGUUACACAACUUCAGCUGUUGUGAGAAUUUCCUCCCCCUCACCACCAAAACGCUGGAGAUCUGCCUUUAGUUUUCAGCUCAGAUGGCCACAAAUCUGAGCCCUGAAACGGGGAAAACAAAUGAAGCCAUGGUUCAGCCGCACAGUAUUCAUCCGGAGUACUUUUUUUUUUUUCUUUCUUUUUUGCCACUUUCAACUCCCAUUUGUUCGGUUCCACAAUGUGCUUGUUGUAAGAAUUGUCGAGAGUGUAUCUGCCGCUACAUCUGCAUGAAGUGUCAAACAGGACAUGUUUAUUUGCAGGACAACUUUCCUGCACCUAAUCCCAAAAAAACUCACGUUUGGUCCCCAAAAAAAAAAAAAUCAAACACUGGUCAAGAUUGUUGAAGCAUUUUUACCAUCGAUACACGUUUAUAAAGAAGUUAAUAAAUGAUAUAUGGAUAUUUAA